Molecule: messenger RNA, 3001 nt
Organism: Patiria miniata (bat star)
Lineage: Eukaryota; Metazoa; Echinodermata; Asteroidea; Valvatida; Asterinidae
Product: cytochrome P450 2J6-like
Exons: 6
Coding region: 198-1715 (505 amino acids)
Biological process (GO): xenobiotic metabolic process
Cellular component (GO): intracellular membrane-bounded organelle; cytoplasm
Molecular function (GO): oxidoreductase activity, acting on paired donors, with incorporation or reduction of molecular oxygen, reduced flavin or flavoprotein as one donor, and incorporation of one atom of oxygen; iron ion binding; heme binding
Source: RefSeq, a predicted model, not a curated record
AGCCAAAACUAGGGAUACGAGCCCACUAAAUCAACAUGUUCGAUCAGCUGCAUAUGAUUGCAGAGGCAAAUGAACGCCUCGGGUUCAAACUUCAAUAACGAAUUCAGUGUAUAGCUAGCUCCACGAUCAAUCGCGUGCAUUUAGGUCUCUCGGCAGUGACGAGUACAGUGACGGGACAAACAGGUAGUAGGUUUCUUAUGCCUGCAAGCAUGGAUCUUUACGAUGUAUGGAACCACAUCAACGUCCGCACAGCCCUUCUUGGUUUUACGCUUUUCACGAUCCUCUUCUGGGUCUUCAGACGGCCCAGGAACCUCCCUCCCGGCCCUAGGGGAUGGCCGCUGCUGGGUUACCUACCGCAACUAGCCAUGAUUAAAGGGCCUAUCCACGAGGCUUUGGGGGAGCUUUCUCAUAGAUACGGAAGUCUGGUGAGCUUUUCAGUGGGCAAUCACCUCGUCGUACUCCUGCAAGAUUAUGACGUCAUGAAAGAAGCAUUUGCCCAGCAUGAGUUGAGUGGACGGCCGACAUUGGAGCUCAGUCAGUUAACUCUGCCUGGCUACGGCGUCCUCACAGCGUCUGGUGAGCCCUGGCUUGAGCUUCGUCGGUUCUCAAUCACAACCCUACGAGGCUUCGGAGUGGGCAAGUCAAGCUUCGAGGAACACAUCACUACGGAGACCAAGUGUCUGAUGGAGGAAAUCCGCAAAACCAAGGGGGAGAUUCUCAACCCAAGACACUAUGUAGAGAACGCUGUGUCUAAUGUCAUCUGCUCUGUGGUCUUUGGAAGGCGGUUCGAGUACACGGAUACGCAAUUCAAAAGGCUCUUGGAGGCCCUUAAUAAUAUAUUUGAAAUCAUUGGAGCAGGUGGAGUGGUCCAGUUCGUACCCAUAUUUGCCAAGUUGCAGUUCCUACCCUUCGUGAAGAAGAUCAUCCACACCAACCUCAGCUUCGACGAGAUUCUCUACCAGCUGUUGUUCAGAAGGAACGUGCAACAAGGAGAGGUGGAAUACAACGAGAACCCGCGAGAUUUCGCGGGAGCGUUUAUGAAGGCGAUGGAUGACAAGGAGGAGCAAGGUGUCCACACGUAUCUGACCCCAGCGAGUAUGCAAUACACGCUUGGAGACCUGUUUGGGGCCGGAACGGAGACUACUUCGACAACACUCCUCUGGGCUUUGCAUUUUAUGGUCGUAUACCCUGAAAUCCAGACCCGGGUACAGAAGGAUAUAGACAGAGUUGUUGGACGUAAUAGGCUACCCAGGCUGUCUGACAAACCCGAGCUACCCUACGUGGAAGCGGUCAUCAGCGAGGUUCAACGCUUGGGGAACACCGUGCCUCUGGGAGUACCUCAUAAAUGCAUCGAAGACACAACUCUGCGAGGGUAUCAUAUCCCAAAGGGUGCCACCAUCGUGGCCAACUUGUGGCGCGUUCACAAUGACCCGAUCGAGUGGUCCAAUCCCAGCGAGUUCAGACCGGACCGAUUCCUGGACGAAGAUGGCAAGUUUGUUCGGCGGGAAAAGCUCAUCCCGUUUGGAAUAGGUAGGCGUGUGUGUCUGGGGGAACAGCUUGCACGGAUGAAACUCUACAUCAUCUUCUCCUGCCUCCUGCAUCAGUUCACCUUCCAGACACCAGAGGGCGCCGCACCUCUAGCCUUCAAGGCGUGUCAAGGAAUUACGCUUGCUCCCGCGCCGUUUGAAAUCUGCGCGAAUCCGCGAGAUACCUAGCUGUGUUUGUAGUUCGUAAAAGAUUCUCGCUUCGUAUUUCGCAUAUAUAUGUCAUAACAAUGUGAUAAGGUAAAUAAGGUAAACCUACCAAAGUACCAAGAAAGAAAGUUCCGUUAAUUUGUUUUUAAAGUUAAACCUGAUCGAGGUAUGCAAGGAACAAUAGCAAGAAAGAAGAGUAUUGAAAUAAGUAUUAUAAGAUAAUCCUCUUUGCAAUGUUUUGUGGUAGGACCACAGAAUUACGGUUGGUAACAAUCUUUUUUUUUUUUUACAAACACUGGGCAAACAAAGGGGAUAAUUUUGUGUCUGACCUACUCGACGACAAAGGUGCUUUUUUGAGCUUGGAGUGCUUUAUGUUAAAAUUCAGUAUUAGAACUAACUUUCUAGAGUAUGGUGGUGUCGUCAAGGCCGCCAACAAUUCUUUUUGUAAUUUCCUUAAAGAUGUUAAGUCAAAUAUUUGCUUUCCUUUUAUCCCAUUUAAUUUUGAGAUACUUGUGUUAGAUAAAAAAGGUUUUGCCCGUAUCUAUCAUAUUUUACUUCAGUGAAAACAAAGGUUGCAAGUAAAUUCAUUGAUAAAUGGGAAACAAAAUUGAGCAUCAAUUUCCCUGCAACUAAAUGGUUGGUUUUCUGCAGUAUGCCCUUUGCGAUUUCUUAUGAUACUAAAUUACGAUGGUCAUACAGGCGUCAAUUCUUAUUUGGUAAAGAUUGGUAAAGGGCAGAACGACUUGAGGUCCUUCUGUCAUGUAGAAAAUGAAACUCUGAUUCACUUAUUUUGUACUUGUGAGAUUUCUUUAUCGUUCUGGACCCAAAUUAGUGAUUGGAUUAAGAAGACCUUGAAUAUUAUUGUGUUUGUAGAUUAGGAGAUAAUUUUUUUUGGCAUACUUAACAAAAACUGGAGCGCCCUUAACUUAAGUCUUCUCCUAUGUGCCGUUACCAUAUUUACAAAAUGAAGAUGAAUGGUAGCAAACCGUCUCUUUUAGUAUUUAAGAAUGAGCUAAAACGAUACUAUGUAUAAAUAUUAUAAAAAUUCGUAUUUGCUACAAAUUGUAAUCUUGCUAAAUUUAAUGCGAAAUGGGACCCAUUCUCUCUUUUAUGUAAUGAUUAAUUUUUUAUUUGUUUAUACUUAUUGUAAAACGCAAGAGAAACGCUUCUUCUAAUAAAGUUGUGGAAAAAAAGUGUUCGAAUUAUUACCAUUUCACCAUAAUAGGGCCCAGAGGCAGCCUCUUUUACGUGAGCUAAAAUAUUUAAGCAUAACAAACCUUAAUAAAUACAAACAAGCACUAUUUAUG